Molecule: messenger RNA, 799 nt
Organism: Agrilus planipennis (emerald ash borer)
Lineage: Eukaryota; Metazoa; Arthropoda; Insecta; Coleoptera; Buprestidae
Product: spermine oxidase-like
Exons: 2
Coding region: 304-717 (137 amino acids)
Molecular function (GO): polyamine oxidase activity
Source: RefSeq, a predicted model, not a curated record
AGUAUUGUAUGUACUUAAUUGCUUGUAUCGUAAUAUAAAAAUAGCCAGGCAGCUAAGUACCUAAUUGCAUUAAUAUUAUCAUAAUACAUCGGAGUUAAGAUACUAGCUCUGUUUGAAAAAGAAAAUAAUACGGAAUUUCGGUGGAUACUUGGGUAUCUAAUCCUGUACGAGGUAAAACUUAGGUUAUAGAUGAGAUGGUUAAGGACAAUUUAAAAAACUAUUGAGUAUUGAUCACAGUAAAAGUUGAAAGCGACGUAUAGUGCGCGGAUGCGCGUGCGGUGUGCGGAGUAUUGAACCGUGGACAUGGAAGAUUCAAGAUCGCCAGGAGUAAUAAUAGUGGGUGCAGGAGCAGCCGGUAUUGCCACAGCAACCCGUUUAUUACGAAAUGACUUUUCGAAUUUUAUCAUUUUGGAAGCUCAAGAUAGAAUCGGUGGAAGAGUUUUCAGCAAAAAAUUUGGGAAUGGUAUGGUAGAUUUAGGAGCCCAAUGGUGUCAUGGAGAAGAAAGAAAUAUAGUCUAUGAUUUGAUAAAAGAUUACGACGUAUUAAAGCACGAUUCGUCACAGUUUUUGCCGUUUCAGUUACAAUAUUCUCAAACACAUUUCAAAGGAAUUAACGAGUCGGUUAACGCAGAAUUGACCGAAUUAUUUUUUCAAAUAUACGAACAGGCUCAGGAUACUGUGGAAAUAACUAGUAUGGGUGAUUAUUUUUCGAAAUAGUAAGUACGCAUUACUAUUUUGGUUAAAAGAUACAUAGACACUAUUUUAUAUUAUUUAAUAAAAAAACGUUUUCCCAACUACU